Rhea pennata is the source of this 1530-nucleotide messenger RNA. RefSeq names its product complement C1q like 2 (gene C1QL2). The coding region runs from base 155 to 973 and encodes 272 amino acids. Gene Ontology annotation, molecular function: protein binding. The transcript has 3 exons. NCBI's taxonomy places the organism in Eukaryota, Metazoa, Chordata, Aves, Rheiformes, Rheidae. The record is from RefSeq and is a predicted model, not a curated record.
UGAGGGGAGCCCCGCCGCCCGCGCCCCGCCGCGGGGAGCGGCCGGCCGGCGAGCCACCAUUACCUCGCACGGCAAGCGGGACCUGCUCGCGCUCGGCGCCCGGCUCUGGCAGCGGAGGAGGCGGCUGCUGGCCGCCGCCGGGCUCGCCCUGGCCAUGGCUCUCGCCGUGCUCAUCGCCGUGCCCCUGCUGCUGCUGCAGGCGCCCGCCGAGAGCGGCGCCCACUACGAGAUGAUGGGCACCUGCCGCAUGAUCUGCGACCCCUACAGCGGCGGGCGGCCGCCCGGCCCCGGCAGCACCGCCGCCGUGGAGGCUCUGCAGGACCUGGGCGCCAACCCGCCGCCGCCCUUCAUCCAGGGACCCAAGGGGGAGCCGGGCCGGCCGGGCAAGCCGGGCCCCCGCGGCCCCCCGGGGGAGCCGGGCCCGCCGGGCCCUAGGGGGCCGCCGGGGGAGCGCGGCGACUCGGGCAAGCCGGGGCUGCCGGGGCUGGCGCUGGCGGGGGCGGGCGGCGGCAGCGGCGGCGGGGCGGCGGCGGCGGGCGGCGAGGUGGCGGGCGGGCUGAGCGCCGCCUUCAGCGGGCCGCGCAUCGCCUUCUACGUGGGGCUGAAGAGCCCGCACGAGGGCUACGAGGUGCUCAAGUUCGACGACGUGGUCACCAACCUGGGCAACCACUACGACCCGGCGAGCGGCAAGUUCACCUGCCAGGUGCGCGGCAUCUACUUCUUCACCUACCACAUCCUCAUGCGCGGCGGCGACGGCACCAGCAUGUGGGCCGACCUCUGCAAGAACGGGCAGGUGCGGGCCAGCGCCAUCGCCCAGGACGCCGACCAGAACUACGACUACGCCAGCAACAGCGUGGUGCUGCACCUGGACUCGGGCGACGAGGUGUACGUGAAGCUGGACGGCGGCAAAGCGCACGGCGGCAACAACAACAAGUACAGCACUUUCUCCGGGUUUCUUUUGUACCCCGACUGACAGGGACGCGGGCGGCGCGGCGCUGCCGCGGGGCUGCCGGCCGUGCCUGCAGCCCGUCGAGCCGCCGCCGCCACGGGCCACUUUAGCUUCGUUACCGUUUUGUACGUAUGUUUUUUUUUUUCUUUCUCUCUCUUUUAUUUUAUUUUUUGGUGGAAAUGAAAUACUGAGUGAAACAAAGCGAUCCCGUUCCUUAUUCCCCGCCGCCCCCCGUCUCCCCUCUCUGGCGCGCCGUGAGCUCCGCGCCUGGCAGCUCCGGAGGAGAGAGUCCAGAGGUCAGGCGUGCCGCACGCCGGGUUGGAUCCGGUCAAAUUUUGUGUCAAUGAAUUAAUUAUGGUGAUGAAUUUUCAGAUUGACUAUUCAUGAAGUGGGACUGGCUCGUAACUAGUUUUUCCUCUGCUGCUUUGUUUGUAUGGGGUCAAGUGUAAACUUUUCUGUAAAGUUCAAUGCUCGUAUGAAUGAUAAUGUCAUUAACGUCAAAUCUCUGUUCUUGUCUGCAAAGCAAUUCAGUGGCUGACCACAAUCACAAAAAAACCACAUUAAAUUAUGUUUUUAGACAA